Choloepus didactylus (southern two-toed sloth) is the source of this 6300-nucleotide messenger RNA. RefSeq names its product CMRF35-like molecule 3. NCBI's taxonomy places the organism in Eukaryota, Metazoa, Chordata, Mammalia, Pilosa, Megalonychidae. Gene Ontology annotation, molecular function: transmembrane signaling receptor activity. The transcript has 4 exons. The coding region runs from base 133 to 738 and encodes 201 amino acids. Gene Ontology annotation, cellular component: plasma membrane. The record is from RefSeq and is a predicted model, not a curated record.
AAAGGAAACCGAAGGAGGAACAAAAAGAGAGAAGCAAGAACUUUGGCUGUGGCUCUCUAGAGGGCCAGGGGCGUCCAUGCGUUUUAUUCCUUUUGUGGACAUGGUCAAGGAAUGAGCCAUUGAAGCCAGAAGAUGCACCUUUCCAGGGCUUUCCUGCUCCUCUGCCUCCCGGGCUGUUUCACUCUGAGCCUCCCCAGGGUUUUAAAAGGCACGGUGGGAGGAACGCUGGUGAUGAAGUGCCAGUACGGUGCAGGAGACGAGGGUCACAGGAAGUUCUGGUGCCGAGGAGCCACGUGGCAAGGCUGCACCCGAGUCAUUGAAAUGGAACAGGCAGAGGAGGAGGUGAAGCAUGGCCGAGUGACCCUCAGACACGACCCCAGCGAGCGCUCGUUCCUGAUGAUCAUAGUGGACCUGGAGGAGGGAGACGCCGACACGUACUGGUGUGGGGUGCACAAGGCUGGAAGUGCCUCCCAGACACCCAUGGCAGUGAUCGUGUUCCCAGGGUCUGCAACCACGACGGGGAGGACCAUGGCCCUGCCACCAUCGGCCACCAAAACGCCAACCAGCGCGGGAGGCCUGGCCCCGCCCUGCCCCAGCCCCAGCCCCAGCCCCAGCCCUCCCACCUGGCUCUUUCUGCUGACCACCGGCUUCCUGGUCCUGGCUGUCCUGAAGGUGAUCCUCGGCCUGAGCUUCGGCUGCGCAGCGAUACAGUUGGCCUGGCUUCAGCGUCACUCCUGAAGGACAGUGGUCAGCUCGGCCAUGGGAACCUGCAGCUCCCACACCACAAUCCUUCAACUCUGAUCUCAUCAAAGCCCUAGUGCUUCUCUGGAAUGUUAAACAGGAAAGGAUUUAGCCCCAUGAGGGACUUUAGUACCCAGGAGCAGAGUUGCCUUUGCCAAAUCCUCUCCUGGGGUGGCCUGGCACAGUGGACAUGGUGCGAGGACAUUGGCUCUUGGGUCAGACAGACGUGUGCUCGAGCCCCAGCUCUGCCACCUACAUAUGAUGUGACCAGAACAGGCAACCUGGUAGCUCUGGUCAUCCGUUUUUGGGAUCUGUAAAGGGGACACAAAGACCAGCCCGAGAGCAGUGGUGAGGCUCGAUGAGGUAACACACGGAGAGCUCAAGCCACAUGGGGCAGGGGGUCCUCAAACAGCUGCCCUUAGCAUUGCUGGUUGGGUCCAGGGUGGCAGGGAGGAGGGGUGGGCAGGUGGGGACCCGAGAGGAGGGGCCCAGCCCUGUUGGGACUCCUGCUUGACUUAGGGUGGGAUGGAGAAGGUGGUGGUCACCCCCUGAGGGCCAUACCCCAUCUAUCUGAAUAUGUGAUGCCCAAUCCAUACCCAGAACUGGAUGAAGGGACAGAGAAGGGAAGCUGAGAGCCCCGUCCCUAAAUACAGUAAGUGCUGGGAAGAGGGAUUCCUUACAUCAAGCUGCAAACAGAGCCAGGCUCAGCCCCUCACUAAAAAGACAGUAGCAGGGCAUGAAGUGGGGCCUGACUCAGCUCCAGAUGGAGCCUCCCCUCAUCCUCUUUCUGCUCGUUCCUCUGUGUCCUCCAUGCUCAGUGGCCAACUCUGUCCCUGGGAACGAGUUGCUUUCUGCCUCUUGGCUCAGCCCUGAUGCUCUCAGUCCAGAGGUGACAACCACCUGCUCCUCCUCUUGACCCUUCCUGCAUCCCCUGGAUUUGUGUGACCCCCUCCCCACCCCCCAGAAGAAUCACACGUGCCUUCUACAGCUUCAUCCAAAUGUUUGGCAAAAAUAUCCGACCAGUGGAACUCAAGGACAGUGCCUUUGGGCAUCCAACUGCAGAUCACCAAUAAAGGUGAUGUGGCCUCUUUCCUCUAGGACAUAGAAGGUGGCAGGCUCCCCUGGCACUGCCCCUGUCCCCCCCAACCACAGGCACCUGAGUGGGUUAGUGCUUCACUUCUAGCUGAAGAAAGAGAUCCUGACACCCUUUUACAAGUUCAUUGGCGAUACAGGGAACCUCUCACUCCUGGCUCCCUAGGUGAGUGGUUUUCUUUUCCAGAGCACGCAGAGAGGGCCUGCAGAGGGGGCCUGGUAAGGGGCGAGCUGCACUGAGCAGGUGACAGAGUCGAAACAAUAAAGGACUUAAAUUUAUCUAUUCCCGUCCCCCUUUCCUUGUGCUUUUUAAAAGUGCAAAUCUGCAUACAGGGUUACUUCUCCCCUAAAGUUGAAUGGCUCAGAGUUUUCAACCUAAUUUUUUAAGUGCCUCUGCUGAAGGUAUCAGUCUGUGAUGUCACGGAGGAAUGUGAUGUUGUUCCUGUAACUGGGGAGGCUGGAACAGAUCCUUUUAAGUCUGAGACUUCCAGUUUGAAGGUUCAAGCUGGGCCCCAAACCACAGAGCUGGGUAGCUGCUAAGCUGGGAACAGUGGGUGGACCUUAUUAUUUCACUAGUAUCAGUUUCAUUUUUAUUGGCAAACACAAAAGAUCCUCCUUUUAUGAGUUUAGUCUUCUUAAUAUCUGGAAAACAUGUCCAUCCCAGACAGCCUAAGGGAGGUGGGAAUGUCAGUAUCUCCUUAGAGUUGCUGGAUUCUUCCAAAACCACCACGCCCCUACCCUUCCCUGCUUCUACAGCACCACAGGGCAGUUUCCCACCCCUGAGCUUUUGCUCCUCCAUCCUUCCUUCCAGCUCCCAUCCUGUAUUCACUUUUCCAACUCUGCAAGCAUCAUCCCCUUCCCUGCUCCCCCCCAACAGAAGUUGUCCCCCCUUCUUCUGCAUUGCUGCUGCACCUUCAAUCACUGCUUCCCCCACAUGGCGCCCUCAGCAUUUGAUUACACUCUCAUCUACCAUUGCAGGCAGCUUCUGGGAUGGUCCCCAGUGAUCCCCACCUCCUGAUAUUUAUGCCCUUGUUCAAUCACCUCCCCUCAGUUGCAGACUGGACUUGUUUCUAGUGAAUAGACUCAUGCAUGGGAUAAGAGCUGGAUAUCACUCGUAGUUGGGUAUUACUCCCAAGACGAGAUUGAAAAAGACUCUGGCUUUUGGUUGUGUUUGUCUUUGGCCUUCUCUUGGACCAUGUUGUGAGCUGCCCUGAGAAGAGGCCUUGUGAGGAACUGAAUCCUGCCGGCAGCCACCAGUGAGCUUAGCAACGGGUUCUCCCUAAGCCAAGCUGAGCCCACAGCCCCAGCCCAUACCACGAAUUCCUUCUUGUGAGUGACCUGGAGGUGAGGCAUCCAGCUAAGCUGCAACUGGAUGCCUGGGGGAUAAUAAGUAUUUGUUGUUUUAAGCUGCUGAAUUUUGGGGAAAUUCACCAUGCAAUAAUAGGCAACUAAUAUGCAUGUGACCUCAUGAGCUGAUGAGAGCAGGAACGGAAAUGAGAAUUUACUUCUCUCUACAUCAUCAGCAUCUAUUGGCCAACAGAAGGUGCACAGAAAUUUUUAUUGAAGUGAAGUGAGUUGAAGUGACUGGUGGAUCCAGGGUUUCCCUACCUGGGCAUGGGAUGCAGCUGGAAAAGGGAACCCUCUGCACCAUUUGAGUAGUGUGCAAAGGAACAGUGGACACAGCUGGUCUGUUUUACUCUCUUUUCCUGUCUCCAGGGAAUGCCUGGAGCCAUGGCAAUGACCUUGGCCAAAACCUGAGUGCUAAACCGGAAUCUCUGCGUAGUCACUGAUGAGUGAUGUGAUUCUGUACACCAGAGGUGGAGGGUCUGGAUGUACCAGGUUGUCAGUAUCGUUUAAACCAAACAGGGAGAUUGAGGAUGUGUGUCUGGUGUCUGGUGUGGUGUCUGCACAGUGUCUGAGCACGUAGCUACCUGGCCAGUGCUCUUUAAGAACUCUGGGCUCCAAGGCUCCAGUGGGCUUUCCUGGGUGAGACAUCUCGCGCAUCCCUGUGGUUCGCAGCUAGAGAGAAAAGCACAUUGUGCAACCCUCCUAGAGAGGGGUGUCUCGGGAGCCUGCACCUGUCCUCUCUAACCUUUGCCUUGGUGUAUUUUUCCUGCUGCCCCUGUGCUUUAUCCUCUGCUGUAUGUUAAACCUUUGUCACGAGUGUGAUUUAUUGCUGGGUUGUGUGAGUCCUUCCAGCGAAUCACCAAACUUGUGGGUGGUUUUGGUGCCCUCGGAGCAGAGUGAAAUGGUGUUCUAGAGAGUAAAGGAGGAAGAAAAACAAGAAAACAAAAACAAACAAAACAAAACAAAGAAAACCCCAAUUAAAACAAAAAGAGAGAGAGUAAAGGAGGAGGACUGUUGCUGAAAGAGAAAGGAAGGUGGCUCUCUUUGCCCCUGUCCAAGCUCCAAGCAGUGUGCGGUUGUGGCAGGUGGAACGAUGGCCCCUACUGGUCCUAACCCCAGAAACCUCCGAAUAUGUGACCUUCCAUGGCAUGAGGGAGUUUGCAGAUGUAACUACAUUAGUGAUCUCAAGAUGGGGAGCAUAUCCUCAAUGAUGCAGGUGGACCCAAUGGAGUCACAGGAUCCUUAUAAUAGGGAAGCAGGAGAGUUGGAGAAAGAGAAGAAGAUGUGAGGGCAGCAGCAGAGGUCCAAGGGAUGUGGGGCCACAAGCCAAGGAUUGUUGCAGCCUCUGGAAGCUGGAAAAGGCCAGGGAUGGAUUCUCCCCUAGAGCUCCCAGAAGGAAUGCAUCUCUGCUGAUGCCUUUAUUUUAGCUCCAUUAGAACUGGAAGAAUGGUGUCCCUCCCUGCCCCUCUCUGUGUGACUCUAAAGAGAGCAUCCAGGUCUAAGAAGCCCACCUCAGGACUUUGCCAAAGAGAAUCAUGUUUUAUAUAUUCUUUUAUGACUCACUUCUUUCCCAUAGCAUUAUGAAUGUGAGGGUUAUCAUUUGUGGCUUCAGUUUGUUCAUCUGCAUGGAUGAAUAGGAUUCCAUUGCAGGAAGGUACCAUAAUGUAUUUGUUCAAUCCACUGGGGAUGGACAGUUGGAUUAUUCUCAGAUUACGUAACAGGGCCACAUUCUGUGCUCAGCCCUAGAGAAUCUGUAGGGCAGUAUAGUAGUCAUUUUCCUGUUUGAUCUCAGGUCUGCUCCUCGGCCUUCUCCUACUCUGUUUUUUGUCACAGAGGGUCUGGCCAGGGUCUGGCCGUGUUUUCUAGGCUCUCUUGCAAAUUGACUUUUGGUUGGGUUUGGUCAGCGGAAAGCACUGAAGAGAUUGAGGGCAAGAGGAAGGGCUAAGUCAGGACAUUUCUCUCCCUACCUCGCCAUCUGGGCUUUGGGUGGUGCGGUGGACACCCCCACCCCGCAGAGGUUUCCACACCCUGGUUCCUGAAACCUGUGAAUAUGUUACUUUAUGUGGUAAGAGAGACUUCGCAGAUGUGGUUAAAUUAAAGACCUUGAGAUGGGGAGAUUCUGGCUCUCGGGAAGGGUACUUAUAAGGGAAAGAGGGAGGCAGGAGAGCUGGGGUCAGAGAAGGAGACGUGAUGACAGAAGCAAAGGGGAGAGAGAAGGAGAGAGACGGAGGGGGAGAAAGAGAGAUUGGAAGAUGCUAUGCUGCUGGCUUGGAACAUGGAGGGAGGAGCCAUGAGCCAAGGAAUGGGGGCAGCCUCUGGGAGCUGGAAAAGGCAAGGAAAUGGAUUCUUCCCCUGGAGCCUGCCAAAGGAAUGCAGCUGUGCUGGCAUCUUGAUUUUAGUUCAGUGAAAGCCAUUUGGGACUUCUAACCUCCAGGACUGUAAGAGAAUAAAUGUGUGUUGUUUUAAGUCACUGGAUUUGUGGUCAUUUGUUACUGCAGCACAGGGAACCCCUGGAGGGGGCGUGGUCAGCAGUAGCUGCUUCUCCACCAUUCCAGCUCCCCAGGGAGCCUCGCUGCCCCCAUCCCAGCUCAGCCCCCACUGCCCAGCCAGGGCAGCCUCAGCCGGACUCUGGUAAUGCCAUCUCCCUCUGUCCCUCCAGCCCCGACUAUGGCUGGUGCCUGGGUGCCUUGUCAUGUCUUAUUUGCCUCUUCAGAUUUUCCCACACCUUUGCACUAGUUGCCUGUUGAAGUCCCUGGCAUGGGCUCCGCUUUUCUGGUUGAAACUUGGCCAAGUUCUAUCCUUAGGAGGGGCAACGAGUUAUAAAAUGUGUACAUCUUCACUUUCAUUCGUAAUGCCAAACUGUUUUCCAAAGUUGUACCAAUGUACAUACCCACCAGCAGUGUAAGAGGGUUCCUAUUGGUUUUUAUCCUUACCACAGUUUGAUAUUGUUGGAUUUUAAUGUUUUUUUUUUUGCUUGUCUGGUGGGUGUGCCAUCCAUUGUUCUUUUGGAAUCUAGUGUUUCAGAGGAAAUCUAUUCAAAACUGUUGUCGGAGUCUGUGUUAGUAGAUAAGUUGUUUGUUUUUAAAAAAAAUUCUGUUGGACUUCAAAAUUUGUAAGAUU